UUGUCCCUCCCUGCAGGGCGGGGUCUGUUCAACUUCAAGAAUGAGUCAGAGAUCAGCGUAAGGGCAAAAGCUGGAAGCAGAGCAAACUGGGAGCGCAGCACACAGAGUGAUGGCGCGAGAGAUGCUGGCCCUGGGCUGGACUGUGGCUGCCAUCUUGAUGCUGCAGACGGCCAUGGUGGAGCCCUCCCCAGGGACCCUGCCUAGGAAGGCAGGGGUGUUUGCAGACCUGAGCCUCCAAGAGCUGAAAGCAGUGCACAGCUUCCUCUGGUCCAAGAAGGAGCUGAGACUGCAGUCCUCCAGUGCACCCACCAUGGCCAAGAACACUGUGUUUCUCAUUGAGAUGCUGCUGCCCAAGAAGAACCAUGUGCUGAGGUUUCUGGAUAAAGGUGAAAGGCGUCCUGUGCGGGAAGCCCGUGCCAUCAUAUUCUUUGGUGACCAGGAACAUCCCAAUGUCACCGAGUUUGCUGUGGGGCCCCUGCCAGGGCCCCACUACAUGCGAGCACUGUCCCUCAGGCCUAGGCAUCAGCCCUCCUGGGCAUCGAGGCCCGUUUCCACAUCAGAGUAUGCCCUCCUCUACCACACCCUGCAGGAAGCCACCAAGCCCCUGCAUCAGUUCUUCCUCAAUACCACAGGCUUCUCAUUCCAAGACUGCCAGGACAGAUGCCUGGCCUUCACCGACGUGGCCCCCCGGGGCGUGGCUUCUGGCCAGCGCCGCAGUUGGAUUAUCAUACAGCGCAAUGUAGAAGGCUAUUUUCUGCACCCCACUGGGCUGGAGCUCCUUGUGGAUCACGGGAGCAUAGAUCCCCAGCGCUGGGCCGUGGAGCAGGUGUGGUACAACGGGAAGUUCUAUGGGAGCCCAGAGGAACUGGCUCAGAAGUACGCAGCUGGAGAGGUGGAGGCAGUGGUCCUGGAGGGCCCAAUGCCCAAGGGCCAGGGGCAUGAGAGCACGGAGGAGCCACCCCUCUUCUCCUCCCACAAGCUCCGCGGGGACUUCCCCAGCCCCAUCAGUGUGAGCGGCCCUCGCCUGGUCCAGCCCCACGGCCCUCGCUUCAGGCUGGAUGGCAACACCGUGCUGUACGGGGGCUGGAGCUUCGCCUUCCGGCUGCGCACCUCCUCGGGGUUGCAGGUCCUGAACGUGCACUUCGGCGGAGGGCGCAUUGCCUAUGAGGUCAGCGUGCAGGAGGCCGCGGCGCUGUACGGAGGACACACACCUGCAGGUAUGCAGACCAAGUACCUCGAUGUGGGCUGGGGCCUGGGCAGCGUCACUCACGAGCUAGCCCCUGGCAUCGACUGCCCGGAGACCGCCACCUUCCUGGAUGCUUUCCACUACUGUGAUGGCGAUGGCCCAGUCCAUUAUCCCCGAGCCCUCUGCCUCUUUGAAAUGCCCACAGGGGUACCCAUUCGGCGGCACUUUGAUUCCAACUUUAACGGUGGCUUCAACUUCUAUGCUGGGCUGAAGGGCCAGGUGCUGGUGCUGCGGACAACAUCAACUGUCUACAAUUAUGAUUACAUUUGGGACUUCAUCUUCUACCCCAACGGGGUGAUGGAGGCCAAGAUACAUGCCACUGGCUACAUCCACGCCACCUUCUACACCCCGGAGGGGGUGCGCCACGGCACUCGCCUGCACACGCACCUGAUUGGGAACAUACACACUCACUUGGUGCACUACCGCGUCGACCUGGAUGUGGCAGGCACCAAGAACAGCUUCCAGACGCUGCAGAUGAAGCUAGAAAAUAUUACCAACCCCUGGAGCCCGAGCCACCGCGUGGUCCAGCCGACCCUGGAGCAGACGAAGUACUCCCGGGAGCGCCAGGCAGCCUUCCGCUUCAGGAGGACGCUGCCUGGGUACCUGCUCUUUACCAGCCCCACAGAGAACCCCUGGGGCCACCAGCGCAGCUACCGCCUGCAGAUCCACUCCAUGGCUGACCAGGCGCUGCCCCCAGGCUGGCAGGAGGAGCAGGCCGUCACCUGGGCAAGGUACCCCCUGGCAGUGACCAGGUACCGGGAGUCGGAGCUGUGCAGCAGCAGCAUCUACAACCAGAAUGACCCCUGGGACCCACCCGUGGUCUUUGAGGAGUUUCUUCACAACAAUGAGAACAUUGAAAACCAGGACCUGGUGGCCUGGGUGACGGUGGGCUUCCUGCACAUCCCUCACUCCGAGGACAUUCCCAACACAGCCACACCUGGGAACUCCGUGGGCUUCCUGCUCCGGCCCUUCAACUUCUUCCCUGAGGACCCCUCCCUGGCUUCCAGAGACACUGUGAUCGUGUGGCCUCAUGACAACACCCCCAACUAUGUCCAGCGCUGGAUCCCUGAGGACAGGGACUGCUCGGUGACUCCCCCUUUUAGCUACAACGGGACCUACAGACCCGUGUGACCAGCCCCUGCCCCCAGUUCCUCCCAAGAAGCCCAGGAACCUCACGGGGUGGACAAUAAACCCUCCGAGGCCCGC
Messenger RNA from Cebus imitator (Panamanian white-faced capuchin), 2452 nucleotides. It is a transcript of the gene AOC1, whose product is annotated as amine oxidase copper containing 1. The record is from RefSeq and is a predicted model, not a curated record. The coding region runs from base 110 to 2377 and encodes 755 amino acids. Gene Ontology annotation, molecular function: primary methylamine oxidase activity; quinone binding; copper ion binding. Gene Ontology annotation, cellular component: plasma membrane. The transcript is spliced from 5 exons. Gene Ontology annotation, biological process: response to antibiotic; amine metabolic process. Lineage: Eukaryota; Metazoa; Chordata; Mammalia; Primates; Cebidae.